Molecule: messenger RNA, 1506 nt
Organism: Adineta ricciae
Lineage: Eukaryota; Metazoa; Rotifera; Eurotatoria; Adinetida; Adinetidae
Source: the annotation of a GenBank genome assembly
AUGAAUUGCAUUCUUUCGCUCUUAUUCGUUUCGUAUAUUCCUCUUUGCUUAUCUGUUGGUAUUUAUCAGCAGUGUGGUGGGGAAGGCUAUAGAGGAUCAACCACUUGCGAUUGGCCUUUGAAAUGUUUCCGUCGAUCUCGUUGGUUCUCUUCAUGUCAAACCGGCUGUCCAGGUGGUGAUUGGCAAUGUGUAACUGAAACAAGUUCUUCAACAGGCUCUGGUCUUGCAAAGGGGUGGGAUCAAUGCGGAGGCGAAGGAUGGAAAGGGCCACGAAAUUGUGCGCAAUAUCCUUGUCAAUGGCGUUCCAAAUGGUAUGCCCAAUGUCGACCCGAUUGUCCACCUAGAUGGAUGUGUCAAACAGGUGCAAGUUCGACAGUGCCCUUCACUACGCAAACAACUACGGAAUCCAACCUCGUAACUCCUCAACUCCCAUCAGAAAACUCCUCAGAAGAAACUAGUUCAUCACUAGAGAUUAUUGAUGGUUUAGAUACAGCCACGCCCGACCUCAUAUUGGAAAAUUCAUCUGAAUACGGCGAUUUAUUAGUUGAAAUCACUGAUGACAUGACAUUGAACUUUUCUAUUGGCGAAUCUGAAGUCAGUUUUGGUCGUCAUAUUGCUGCUCAAAUGCUGGGUAGUGCUAUUUACGACCACGAUAUUCAUCCUCUCGAGCUGAUUGAAAGUCCCGAUCCGUAUGAUAUAGUAGUCGAACACAUAAUCAAUCUCGCUGAAGAACAAGAGCCCGGUAUAAUGGCACGAUUUGGUGCUGCUCUUCUUGUCGAGAGUACUGAGGAACGUAUUGAAGCAUGGGAGAAUAUGCGUGAGCGAUUGGAUGCAAUCUCCGAAAGUCCUGAACUCAUUUCAGUUCUGCUACAAGAUCCCUUACUAAUUAAUUAUCUACCAUCAGACAAUCUCUCAGAGGAUCUGCGCAGUAGAAGUGUCAACACACGUACGAGUAACAAUGUGUGCUAUCCAGAAAUUCCCAAUAUCGGUAAAGUGAACGGUUUAUACGGUGAUGGCAAACCAACUGUCCAUGAUGCAGAUGAUAUAUUGAUUGGUGUUUCGCUGGUCGUGGCUAGAUGGGAGACAGUCAAAGAUCUCAUCCUUAAAAGAGCUGCUGUUCUAGAACGCGUUGAAACUGGAAAGGUAAAAGUUGAUCCAGAAUCGCGACUUGGUGCAUAUUACGCCACUCGUGAUAAUGGUUACUGUACAGUUGGCCAUUCGGUACAUACGCUGAUCGGUGCUCUCUACCUAGUACUCGGCGAAGCUGGCGAGGAAAAAAUUGGUCGCGUCUUUAAUCAUCCACUUGUCAAGCAGCUCUACUCCGACCCGAUCACGUCCUCUUCCAAUAAAUGUAUGGGUGACGUUGAAGAACGCUACUGGCAGAAUGUAAAAAAGGAAGACAAGCAUUCAUUUGGUGGACGUGUAGGUUCAUGGUUUACACCUGCUGAUCGUAAAAAAAUACAAAGUCGUGUCGGCUUGCUUUUUUGUAAGCUCUUUGGUAAAUAA